AUGACUAAGCCGGAGAUACAUCCCUCGGUGAGGGGAGCCAUCGAAGAGGCGCUUCGUGAGGUGGCAGCUCAGAGGCCGAUGGACCCCGUUGGCUUCAUUGCUGAUCGAUUAGCCGCCGAGACUUCGUUGAAUGUUGAUGAUUAUGCAGCAGCACACAGAGAAAAAAUUCGAGCUAUGAGGCACGAAGUCAACUGGAGCAUUCCGCCCGGAGCAGACCCAUUCGUUUGGGUCCCUGUCGCAUACUGUGAUGACAACUCCAUAGGAGACCUUCGUAAGCGAGCGGAGAAGCUGUGGAAAACGAUGUUAGAUGACCCGGAGCAUAUGAUAGAUCGAGCUGCAUUGGAAGAGGCUUAUCCCGAACUAUAUUACUUCCGAGCCGUGGAUGAUGAGGAAGAUGAAGCAGCCCUGUUCGAUGUGCUAUGUCAAGCCAUCACAGUUAUUUUAUAUGUUCUCACGGCCGACCAAUCCAUCGUACGGUACUACAAACCGUUUGAUGGUGUGGGAGACUACAGGAGAACGGUCGGCAAGUUUGACGAGUACGCUGAGGAUUUUUCUGCCAACUUUAUGAGAGAUGGCAUGGGGCCAAGGGAAGGCGCCGGGAAAUUCUACGCGAUGCUCGCUGAAUGCCCUCGUUUCCUCUCUCUUUUCCCAUCUUUUAAGAAGCACGAUCUAGAACACAGGCUUGUAAUCACCGAAGAUGACUGGGCCGUUGGAUUCCCUCUAUGUGACCUCCCCCGAGGCCGCUUCAUACCGGCGCAGUUUGAGAUACUUCGAGAAGAGGCUCUGGUCCCCUUCCCUCCACUGUCAUUGGAGAUAGUAGUGCAGGCUCUUGUAGCGGAGAGCAUAUACGACCAUUGGGAUGGGAUACUGCCGAAGUUUGAUCCCGAUUUCUUCUGCAUAGAGGUUCAGAUUGCUGCUGAGGUCAAAUUGAGCAGCAAGCCUGAGCAUUUCCUUACCCUGCGCGACAUAUUCAACGGCAAAGUACUGACGGAAGAGCAGCUCGUUACAUUGGUCACUUAUCUCGGUAAAGAUGGACUGUCCCAGCGUCCAGUGCUGCUGCCUGAGGGGUUCGAGGAAUAUUUCGAUGCCUCUAUGAGCAUCUCACAAGGUGGACCAUGUUGGGCACUGGGGGUACCUGCGAGCGACACCCGCUGCCAUAUGUUCGCGGAUAUCUUGGGCAGCGCUAUGAAGGACUUUGGGAAACGGCAUGCCAACGAGUGUAUUCUAAUCAUCGACCUCCACAAGCUCACGGGAAGGAUAGCAGCAUCCCCGGAAGAAUACGAUCCUAAUGCAGGACCCAGUAUUCUGGAGGAUAACAAUUUCUAA
Messenger RNA from Perkinsus marinus ATCC 50983, 1326 nucleotides. RefSeq lists its product as hypothetical. The record is from RefSeq and is a predicted model, not a curated record. Bases 1 to 1326 code for a protein of 441 amino acids. Lineage: Eukaryota; Perkinsozoa; Perkinsida; Perkinsidae. The transcript has 13 exons.